Messenger RNA from Homalodisca vitripennis (glassy-winged sharpshooter), 2362 nucleotides. RefSeq lists its product as uncharacterized. The record is from RefSeq and is a predicted model, not a curated record. Bases 112 to 1293 code for a protein of 393 amino acids. The transcript is spliced from 2 exons. NCBI's taxonomy places the organism in Eukaryota, Metazoa, Arthropoda, Insecta, Hemiptera, Cicadellidae.
UACAGAUGAGAUGAUAGAAGAAUGUUUGUCUCUAUUAACAUAAUACAGUCAAAGAUAAAUUAACCGACAGCUAUUUUCUUUCCAUUUUAGGAUUAUGUUUGUUUAUCGAAGAUGGUUAUCUACAUAAGAAGACGGGGUUAUGUAAGCAAUAAUAUGAAAACCGGAAUAGUGAGUCUAAUGUUGCUGGUUCCCAUCACAAUGCAAGAAUCCAGUUACAGCCAGGAGGAAUUAACAGAAAACAUACAUAUUUAUGAGGGAGCUGACUUUGAAGAGGUGACCAAAACGACGUUGUUUGUCGAUAAAUCACUUCUUAUUAAGAGAAUAUUUGACAAUGUAAAACACGGCUCAGGAAUAUUAAUACAAACACCCAGCAAGUUUGGAAAAUCUACCAACUUAAAUAUGGUCAAACGUUUCUUCGAAAUCAAUCUUGACGACAAGGGUAAUAUUAUAACGAGUGAAGAUACGAAAAACUACAAGGUAUUUAGAAAUAACUUUUUGAACAUUUACAAAAUGAGGCAGUUUUUCGACAGACACUUUGGCAAAUAUCCCGUCAUUUUUAUAGACUACAAACCACUCAACAAGGUCGUUACUGUGGAACAGAUGUUGGCAGUCUUCUUCAGGGAAGUGAUGUCAGAUACCUUUUCUCCACACAAGUACUUAUUGAACGAUCCUUACCUGUGGCAAGUUAAUAGAACUUUAAGUUGGAUAGACAGAGAUAAGUUUGAACGGUUCGUAAAUUCCGAACUGAAUAAGAAGUUGACGGAAACUGACAUAAGAACUGGAUUCAGUUUCCUGUGUAAACUUCUGCACAAGCGAUACGAGACGCGGGUGGUGGUAUUGGUCGAUAACUUCGACAGUUUCGUGGAUAGUCCCUUGUACGCACAGAACUCCGACAUAUUCCACCUGAUGAGUGCGGUGAACUGUGAUUUACUGCGAUGUGAGAGUGUAGGGCGAUCUGUGGUGACGGGGUUGAUACGGGGUUCAGGUCCGACGGUAGCAGUAGGGGAGCUCCUGCCCGCUAACAUCGGGGUGGCACGUCAGGUGAGGCCGUACUUUGGGUUGAGUGGUUCCGAACUGGGGGAGCUUUUGGUUCCGAUCAUCAGCGACCCUGAGGCAAGGGAGAAGGCCAUCGGUAGAAUAGUCCACAGUUACAGCGGUUACAGUGUAGCCACGUUCCAGGUAGGAGAGGACGGCAGUGGACAACUAUUGGACUCUCAGACCUGCAGCGUGUGGUCGGUCAUCAAGUACAUGGAGAAAGAACUGGCUGUAGAGAACUUUAGCUCUAUGGUAUGACGGUUAACGACCAAGUAUGGUACAUCGCAAGAAUGGUCUUGAACUACAGCGGAUACUUAGUUGCCACAUUUGAGUCAGGAAUGAACAGAAGAAGACAAGUAUUGGACAUUCAGACCUAUAAAUUUGGUUCGUUAUCAGGUAUUCAGGGGUUUAAGGUACUGAUAAUCAGAAGUUUGGAGAGGGCUGAGGAAGAACGAAUCAUGCCGUUACGUGUGACCAUGGGAAAUAUAAGUGACAAACAUCACAACUGUAGUAGAUUAUUAUAACGGUUGCAGUUUACCCAUGUUUAAAGUGGAAGAAGAAGAAAGAGAAUAGAUAUUUUGCAGUGCAGAAUAGACUAAAAUCUUAGGCCUGUAGCGUUGGUCGAUCAUCAUGGAGAGGACUGACGAUAAACAUAAUUCGCUAACAAUGAGACAGAGAAGUGACAGUCAUUAAGCUAGUAGUUCAUUGCUGCAAUGGGUACAAUGUUUUCACAUUCAAGAUGAAGAGAAGACUAUCGAUAAACAAGAUUUUGCGUUUAAUGUAUCAAGCACUAGCAAGACACCAACGGAGUUUCGUGUGUAUGUGUUCGAUAAUGUGGAAAUUUACCAUAUUCCAGAUUAAAGAUGUUGUAAGAGGAAAACUUCUAGACACUGAGCUGUAGUAUGGAAAUAAAACUGAAUCAGGACACCUAAUCUCAACUACUCAACCUAUGCUUCUAUUAAAAUUUUUUCUCACUCAAAGUGGGCCGUCCCCAGGGAGCGUAGCGGUCCACGUGUUAAAAUACUUUUUCAUGUGCUCUUACAACUUGUAAAGUGUUGUAGCUUUCUUUGAUACGGUUAAAAUAAUAUUAUGAUACCCCUAUAAUAAACAGAUAUUCUGUCUGUAUAAUGAUAGCUUGCAGGAUAAAUAAAUAUUAGUUUUAGUUUUAUAAAUUUUGUAUAUUAGUGUAUGUGCUACAACCACGCAUUGUAAUAUGAUUAUUACAUUAAGAACUUAACAGUGUUUAUUUUUAUUUAUAAGAUUAAGCUUCAACAAAAUAUUGUUAUGUCAUACAUAAUUGUAAAAAAGGUAUAAAUUCUAAUAAUUU